AUGUCCGACGUCCCACCAACCGAGUCCAAUCUCAAUCCAGAAGAACCUAAAGAACCACAACAGUCUCCUCAGCAACCUCAGUUCCAGCAAGUACCUCCGAAUUUCUACCAAUUCCAAUCUCAAUCCAAAUCGAAGAGAGACCAAGAGUUCGAAGAAGGUCUGAACCGCUUACGCAAAGAGUAUGCUACAGCUCCAAUUGAGAGAAAGUUGUUGCUAAAUUCAGUAAAAAUACUUUUAGGGUAG
This is a messenger RNA of Trichomonas vaginalis G3, 243 nucleotides long. RefSeq lists its product as uncharacterized. The record is from RefSeq and is a predicted model, not a curated record. The transcript has a single exon. Bases 1 to 243 code for a protein of 80 amino acids. NCBI's taxonomy places the organism in Eukaryota, Parabasalia, Trichomonadida, Trichomonadidae.